AUGGUUAGAAGCAGCAAGGGUCGCCAAAAGUUGGAGAUGGUCAAAAUACCUAACGAAAGCAAUCUAAUGGUAACCUUCUCAAAGCGUAGGUCUGGCCUUUUCAAGAAGGCUAGUGAAAUUUCAACUCUGUGUGGUGCUGAAGUCGCCAUCAUUGUGUUCUCGCCUGGCAAGAAGGUCUUCUCUUUUGGCCACCCUUCUGUUGAAAAGGUGGUGGAACGUUAUGUCUCGGGAAAUAUUCCCCAAACUUCAGGUGCUUUUUAUCUGAUUGAGGCUCACCGGAAAGCUAGGAUCAGUGAACUCAACAUGAAGCUAACUCAGGCGCAAAACCAACUGGAGAUGGAAAAGAAAAGAGGUGAAGAGCUGGACAAACUGAGGAAAGCUAGUCAGAUUCAGAACUGGUGGGACAGUCCUAUUCAGGAACUUAACGUAGCACAGCUUGAACAAUUGAAGGCAUCUCUUCUAACUCUAAAGCAGAAUCUGGCCAGGCAAGCCCAGCAGAUUCUGCUUCAAAAUUCAGCUCCUCCUCAGCCUUUUUUCUCUCCAAACCCCGGCGCUGCUGGGAAUCUUCCCUUUGAUACAAAUAAUACAGGAUUCAACUCAAACAUGGCUGUGGCUCCUUUCAGUUCAAACACAACCAUGACUGCUUUCAACACAGACAUGACUGGGACUCCUUUCAAUCAAAGCAGCACAACAAUGACUCCUUAUGGAUACAAUCUUGGAUAUGGAAAUGGUUUCUUCUAGAUUCUUAAUAAUUCUGUUGAAAUAAUCUUAACCAUGGAACCGUUAGUGCAUUUAUUGUUUAGAUGUAUCUAUGUGUUCUGGUUG
Molecule: messenger RNA, 825 nt
Organism: Populus nigra (black poplar)
Lineage: Eukaryota; Viridiplantae; Streptophyta; Magnoliopsida; Malpighiales; Salicaceae
Product: agamous-like MADS-box protein AGL62
Exons: 2
Coding region: 1-741 (246 amino acids)
Biological process (GO): positive regulation of transcription by RNA polymerase II
Molecular function (GO): DNA-binding transcription factor activity, RNA polymerase II-specific; protein dimerization activity; RNA polymerase II cis-regulatory region sequence-specific DNA binding
Source: RefSeq, a predicted model, not a curated record